This is a messenger RNA of Diabrotica virgifera virgifera (western corn rootworm), 9618 nucleotides long. RefSeq names its product membrane-bound transcription factor site-1 protease (gene S1P). Gene Ontology annotation, biological process: proteolysis. The record is from RefSeq and is a predicted model, not a curated record. Gene Ontology annotation, molecular function: serine-type endopeptidase activity. The coding region runs from base 209 to 3088 and encodes 959 amino acids. Lineage: Eukaryota; Metazoa; Arthropoda; Insecta; Coleoptera; Chrysomelidae. Gene Ontology annotation, cellular component: Golgi apparatus. The transcript has 12 exons.
UGACAGUCUGACAUUUGGUCAUUAAAUCAAAAUCUCAUAAAAAUAUCAACAUUGUGGCUUAAUUGAAAAAUAAUGAAUAAUAAAUUCCUUAUAUAAUUAAAGCGGCUACGUAAAAAUGAGAACCCAUUCAUAAAGAUUCAAGCCUGUAAGCGAAGCGUUUCGAAUGGUUUAAAAUGAAUCGCAGGAAAAGAAAGUGGAAAACUGUAAAAUGAAGAUAAUUACUUUUACCCUUUAUACAUUCACAAUCGCAUAUUUAUUUACGCAUCACACGAUCACAUCAGAAGCUCUGAGCAAAAGCGAAAAUGAAACAGUCACAGAAGAUUUUAUCGAGUCCCCUUUAUGCUGCAAUCUCACCACAGAGAGGGUGGAACUCAACUACACAUCAAAAAUAGUCGAAAAUGAAUACAUAGUAAUGUUCAACGCUUACUACAAAAGCAACGCACGUGAAAACUACAUUAACACAGCUUUAAACGCAUCAGGAAUAAAAAAAUGGAAGAUCUUGAGCCGAGAAAACCCAGCUAGCGAAUACCCGAGCGAUUUCGACGUACUUAUCAUCGAAGACAACGACAAACUGGAAGGUCUGAACGCCUUAAAUGACCAUCCCGCUAUCAAGAGGGUUACUGCUCAGCGUAUGGUUUCCAGGACGCUGAAAAUCAGUCCCUAUGUGAGAAUCGGAAGGACCAACCUUAACACCAAAUCUCAAUUUCGGCAUACCAACAGGAGGUUAUUGAGGGCCAUUCCUCGGCAGAUAACAUCUGUUUUACAGGCGGACUCUCUUUGGAAUAUGGGCAUUACAGGAAAAGGAGUAAAAGUAGCAAUCUUCGACACAGGACUCUCCAAAAACCAUCCCCAUUUCAGGAAAAUCAAAGAACGCACCAACUGGACGAACGAGAAAACCUACGAUGACGGCCUCGGACAUGGUACCUUCGUCGCUGGGGUUAUAGCGUCCAGCAAAGAAUGCUUAGGUUUCGCUCCCGACGCUGAACUACAUAUUUUUCGAGUGUUCACCAAUAACCAGGUGUCGUACACAUCCUGGUUCUUAGACGCUUUUAAUUAUGCUAUUCUGAAGAAGAUUAAUGUUUUGAAUUUGAGCAUUGGAGGACCAGACUUUAAGGACCAUCCGUUCGUAGACAAAGUUUGGGAACUUACAGCCAACAGAGUGAUUAUGGUAUCUGCAAUAGGCAACGACGGACCAUUGUACGGUACUCUAAACAACCCAGCAGAUCAAAUGGACGUCAUCGGUGUAGGCGGUAUUAACUUCGAAGACCAAAUCGCGAAAUUUUCAUCGAGAGGCAUGACUACGUGGGAGCUACCACAUGGAUAUGGUCGAGUGAAACCCGACAUCGUAACUUACGGCUCGGCCGUGAAGGGCUCGCAUAUCAAAGGCGGCUGCCGAACUCUUUCCGGGACCAGCGUGGCGUCACCGGUCGUGGCGGGAGCUGUCACUCUGCUUGCCAGCGGAGUUUUGCAUCGAGGCGACGUCAUCAAUCCCGCUAGUAUGAAGCAAGCCCUGAUGGCGUCGGCGAGGAGGCUACCGGGAGUGAACAUGUUCGAGCAGGGACACGGGAAACUGAAUUUAAUGAAGGCGUAUCAGAUCCUUAAUAGUUAUACGCCACAGGCAAGCCUCAGUCCUAGUUACAUAGACCUCAGCGAAUGCCCAUACAUGUGGCCUUACUGUACGCAACCCCUAUAUCACACCUCGGUGCCCGUCAUAGUCAACGUCACCAUUCUUAACGGCUUAGGUGUAUCGGGAAAAAUCGUCGGAAAACCCCAAUGGCACCCUUACACGCCCCAGCAAGGACAUUAUCUGGAAGUAGGGAUCACUUACUCGGAGAUACUGUGGCCUUGGUCCGGAUGGUUGGCUGUACAUUUGUCGGUAGCUAAAGAGGCAGCUACGUAUGAAGGUUAUGCGCAAGGCCAUGUGGUGGUUACUGUAGAGUCGCCUCCUGGAAGUGGAGAGUCGGAGGCUAGACAGAGUAUGGUGAAGUUACCAAUAAGGGCCAAAAUUAUCCCCGUACCCCCACGGCAUAAGCGAGUACUGUGGGAUCAGUACCACAACCUGAGGUACCCACCGGGAUAUUUUCCCAGAGAUAAUCUUAAGGUUAAAAAUGAUCCACUAGAUUGGAAUGGCGAUCACAUUCAUACCAAUUUCAAAGAUAUGUAUCAAAACUUGAGGAAUACGGGAUAUUACGUUGAAGUUUUAGGUUCGCCAUUCACAUGUUUCGAUGCAUCGCAAUACGGCACGCUUUUGAUAGUUGAUCCGGAGGAAGAAUUCUUUCCCGAAGAAAUCAUGAAGCUAAAACGAGACGUCGAUGCCGGUCUUUCUGUUAUCGUUUUUGCCGACUGGUACAAUGUUACCGUCAUGAAAAAAGUGAAGUUUUAUGACGAGAACACCAGGCAGUGGUGGAUGCCCGAUACAGGUGGUUCCAACGUUCCCGCCAUAAACGAACUACUGGCCUCGUGGGACAUUCAGUUGGGCGACAGAGUGUUUGAAGGAAAAUUCAAACUGAACGAACACGAUGUGUACUACGCUUCUGGGACUAGCAUUAGGACCUUUCCCAAGGAAGGCGUUGUGAUAGCUAGGGAACUAACUGACCAGGGGACUGAUAUCUUGGGCGAACCUGAAAAUACAAAAUACACCGUACCAAUCCUGGGCCUAACUCAGACCAAAUCCACAGACAAAAAAAGUGGUCGAAUCGUCGUGUACGGCGAUUCAAACUGUAUUGACUCAAGUCAUUUGGACACAUCGUGCUACUGGUUGUUAGACGCAAUAUUGGAAUUCACAGCUACCUCGCAUAUGCCUUCUGUGUUUAAAGAUAAUAAACUAUUGAGUUGGGACAGCGUAACGGAGACUGCGAAUCCACAUCGAAUGGAAGGCAAUCGUCUUUAUAGGUAUUCAAACGUGCUAGAAAAAAGCUUAGGCGAAGCUCAAGCUAGACCAAUUCCCCCGUGUCCUCAUUUAAUUUACACCCAGCCAGUACCGCUAAAUGUUUCUGCACCUAGCAAUCUUUACCAGUCACAGAAACUGCUCUCGCUUAUAGAAGAAGUGAACGUUCUACUGCCACUAGAUAAUAAUAUUAAAGAUUAAUUUCGUUUCCAGACGCAUCGGGCCUGGACAGCAAAGGCGAGUUCAUCGAAUGGAGCUGGCGCAACAAACCGACCACCGUGUCCAACAAGAACGAAAACUUCGACCUCACCCUCACCUUCCUCGUCUUUCUAUCCCUCGUCGUUAUUUAUUAUAGCGUCAAAUGGUACAAACCGAAGCCAAAGAAACGGAAGAUGUGCAAACGGUUGCUGUCUAUCAUUAAUUGUAGACGGACGUCGACUGUAUGAGAUUUUACGUACUAGAGAUACUUAAAUUUUAUUUGAUUUUACGAGUAUUUUAAACGAAAAGCUCUCGAAGGUUUUUAUGAUUCAUUUAAAUAGUAAUUUUCUCAAAAAAUAAUCAAUUCAAAGGUUUUUUUUUCGAGGAAACGCUCCCAGAUCAGCCACAUAGUGUUUCCAAGAGUUAAAUAAAGCAGAAAGAAUGUUAGUAAUCCCAAAAUAACCAAUAUGUGCAAUGCCGUAUUAUUAUUUUUGACUAAUACAUCUUGUUAAUGCUAGAAAUUUGGUAAAAGUUAUUCAGAACUAUUCAGAACAACUAUCUGUAUUACUGGUUGACUGCAUUCGGGUCAAAGUUCCAUUCACAAACCAUACAUACUCAUAGACAUUUCACGACCAUGUUAAUCUUUCGGAUCGAAUUAACGCCAUCUCUUGAUCGGAAUGGGAACUAAAUUGACAAAUUUUAGUUACGUGAGAAUUUCAAAUUAUAAAUUUUGCGGGAUUUUUGAUGAAAUUUCGCAGGAAAUUAAAACAACACAAAGACAAUUCAAUGUUUUAUUCCAUAUUUUACUGAAAACUUUAAAUAUUCCAAUUUGUUUUCAAAAUUCUAAACACUACUGCUAUGUGUCACGUGAAAGCACUGAUGUGUAUCGAGUUGAAGGAAAAUUUUUGAAAGAAUCUUGUAGGAUGAUUGUUUAGAUAAAUAUUACCUUAUAAUCUUUUACAAACUUCCAAAAAUAUAUAGGUCCGAAAUGUUGAUGACACACUUGUCUAUUGGAAUAAACUGUUUCAGGAUCUAUUAUAUUGUUUUUUUUAAUGUGGAGAAAUACAACACGGGAUGAUCAAUGUAAACUAAAAAUUCUACUCAUAAAAACGGAGAGGAGGUUAAUACACUUGAUUAAAAUUGUGAUUAAAUCUAAUUAAAAACGUAACACCACUAUAAUAAAAUAAUUAAGCCACAAACUGUAAAAUAAAAAGUAAAUAACAAAUUAAUUUAAUUGUCAACUGUCAGAAUAUGACAAGAGAAUUGACUGACAGCGACAUCUCUGGAUUGGAAUGGUAACUAAUUUGCUGUCUUGACCUUGACAAUUUACGUGAAACGUCUAUGAGUAUGUAUGGUUUGUGGUUCCAUUCUUAGAAUGAACCACGGUUCUUAGACAUUACUACGGUUGCCCAGAUCGACUAACCAAUGAACAUUAAGGGUGCGAUUACGUCACGAGUGUACUGUCAUUUGAAUCGUAAUAUGAUUUUUUUCGAAUCCUGAGAAAACUAAUAAGUAUUUUAGAAAAAUUUAAACGCAGAAUGAAAGAUUACAUUAUUACCGAGGGCGGAAAGCCCCUUAGAAUAAACAAGAAGUUUCUUUUGAAUGAAAUAUUUGAAAUUAAAUAUCACACUUCUCUUUUAUUUACAGCCCUGUAACUUAUUAAAAUAAACAUUACAGAAGUUUUCAGGGACUUUCGGCCCUCGGUAAUAAGGUAGUCUUUCAUUCUGAGUUUAAAUUAUUCAAAAAUAUUUAUUAGUUUUCUCAGGAUUCGAAAAAAAUGAAUACAAUUAAAGCACAUUGAGAAUUUUGACAUGCGUCAAAAUUUUGCAUUAACUCAAUGUAAAAUUCUAAACUGUUGAAUUCCAGCUUCCCUAAUUAUUUUACAUCAAAAAACAUUAGAAACUAUCUGUAGAGGAUUGACAUCUGUAUUGAAAACAACUGUUAAAAUUGGUCAACGAAUUAAACAUAUUCCAAAAUUUUGUAAAAAUGUAAUACAUUUCAGUUCUUCAGCCCAAAAUUAGGCUACACACAUGCAAUAAUGUUCACAUUUUUUAACUGUCAAUAUUUUUAUUUUAUCAUUUAUUUUUUAAAAACAAUACAGUUGAUAAGAUACCCUCAGUUGCGGAGAAAGUAUUAAUAUGCUUUUUCUCAUGAGGAUCUUUCAGUGAGUCACAGUUUUUCGAUUUCUUUCUAACGCAUUAAAUUCCAUGUGACAGAAAAAAUGCACGUCGGUGAUUACAUUUCGUCCAUAAUAAAGAUUUUUUAUUCAGUCAAUGGUGUGAGCACUGUCAGUUAAAUAGUAACGUGUGACCUAACUUUUACACGCAUAUCUAUUGUAGCAAAUGUAUCAUAUUUUUCAAAAUUUUGGAAUGCAUUUAAAUCGUAGAACAAUUUUAACUUUUGAUUUUAAUACAGAUUUUAAUUCUCUACAAGUAUUCUCUCAUGACUUUUGAUGUAAAAUAAUUAGGGAAGCAGGAAUUCAACAAUUUAGAAUUUUACAUUGAGUUUCCUAUGGCCCGUUUUACGAUUCACCACCCGGUAUAAGAUAAAAUGUGUAUUAUUUGUCUUAUUAUUUAAUAAUAACACAAAUAAUACACAUAUAUAAACAAUAACACACAUUCAAUGAUCGAAAAUCAUUUAAAAAUAUGGGAUUGUGUACUCUUGUGACGUAAAGUCAAAAAUAUAAAUCUCUCCACCACCGUCGGUCAAGACAACCGUAAUAAAGUCUCAUAACCGUGAGAAUGGACAGCCUAAGUCUGACGUCACAAAAUUGGGAGGAGCUUAUAUUGACUCCAAACAAUUUUGUUUGUAACCAUUUGUAACGUUAAAUGGUCAUAAGGAUUUUCCAUUUAUGUGCUUUGUGUGGCAAAUUAAGACUUCAUUUAGGUAUUUCGUUAGAGAAACGUGUUAAUUAAGAGAUUUUUAUUCGUUUUUGCUCAGGUGGUUUUUAUUCCUUAGUGGUUGAAAAUAAACAUAACCUCAAAACUGUUUACGUUCUAAUCAUUGCAUUAAAUUAACUCAACUGGGCAAAAACGAAUAAAAAUCUCUUAAUUGACACGUUUCUUUAACUAAAUACCUAAAUGAAAAGUCUUAUUUUGUCACACAAACCACGUAAACAAUAUAUUAAAAAUUCCUUAUAACUGUUUAACAUUAUAAACAAAAUUGAUUGGAGUCCAAUAUAAGCUCCUCCCAAUUUUGUGACGUCAAGACUUAGGAUGUCCAUAAGGUUCCAUUAGUUGAAAUGUAGACAACCAGCAAUUCGUGAAAUUGAAUAAUCACGCCAUUUAAUUUUUUUUAUUUGUUUAAUGAUCGUUUUUUAUAGCUUUUGUUCUAGUUUUGAUUUCAAAUUGUAUAAUGUAUUAUGGACAGAAACUACUUGUGACUUUUGUAAGUUCCGUUGAUCAUCAAAUUAGUUUUUUAUGGCAGCAGGACAUUAUGCAUGUUCCGUAUUGGCAGCUUUUAAUAGGCAUGGGAUUGCAGCAAUUUGAGCAAUUGUUAUUUCGAAAAAUCAUGGAAAGCCACGCCUCCUUCAGUUAUCAUUUUUGAGAUGACAACUGACCGUGAAAGCGAAAUACAUGUUCUGUGUUGUCAGUUGUCAAAAAUGGCAUUAGUGGAGGGAAUGUGGCUUUCUUAUUAUAUUGACAACAAUUUUCCCAUGUCUUAGCUUUGACAGCUCCCAUGACAGUUUACAUGAGACUAAUAUUGCAUAAAUUUCUAUUUAUACAUAUAUUAUGUAUUUAUUAUUCGCUUCAAUAUAUAGGUCUCCCCUAACUCAACAAUGAUUGAUUCAAUUUUUUUUCUUUUAAAUAGUUUUGGAAGUUUUCUUUUAUAAACUCAUUCAUUUUCUAUUAGCGGGCCAGAUAACUCAGGCGGUAGGAUGUCUGACUUCCUCGCAGAAGGCUGGGGUUCGAAUCCCAGCGCCGCCGGUGAGAACAUCUAGACAUAAAAAACGGGUCCCGGUGAAUUCGUAACUAUUUAAUCCCCCAUCCUAAUUACAGGCCAAUUGGCAACUCUGGCGCGCAGCUAAUUUUUCGAUAACCCACUACCUACCGGUGAAUUUGUAACUUUCAUUUUUGUAGUAAUGUUGAUAAUCUAAUACCGGUGUUCCAGGUAUGUACCUGUAUAAAUUACCCUCUGUGAAGGUGGUGUAAAAGGUAUUCAUCAUUUAUGUAUUGUCUCUUGAAAGAGUUGCUAGAGAAAAUCAAAAUAAAUUUUGUGAAAAUGGCUGAAAUUUCUGUAACACAUUUCGUAAUGAGUGAACGUGGGUGUAAGUUAUUGGUGGUAAAUAAUUUUAAAUUUCACUUAAAGAAAGUGCUAAAAAGUGGAAAACAUUUAUGGUGCUGUUCUGCCUUGCAACCAGAUGCAGAUUAAUGUUUUGAGUAGUAACAAACACUUAUGUUGGUUAUCAACAAGUUGAUGUCAAAAUGCACAUUUUUGCUAUUUUUUGUCUACCAGUAAGAAGAAAAGUAUUAAAAAAAAUUUAAGAUAACCGCAUUAUAGUGCAUGUAAAACAAUUUAAACAAGGUUUUAUAAAUCUUGCUAUACUUAAUUGUUGCUUAUAAAACUAUAAAUUAAGUCAAUUAAUAGUUAUUAAGGUACCAAGGGUAUUAUAAGGAUAAUAACGCUUGAGGUCAAUGGUGUAUAUACCGAGGGCCUUUGGCCCGAAGGAUAUACGUUGACCGAAAGCGUUAUUAUCUAUAAUACCCGUGGUACCUUCAACGUUUAAUGUCCGACCAAAUUAUUCUUUAUAUGCAAAAAAAUUUGAAUGAAUUUUGAAUUAAUUAGUUUUCAAAUAAGUACAUUUACCAGCAAUAGUCGUAACGUAAUUGUGGUAACCAUAGUUUUACUUAGGUUGUUAUUUGUCAACUUGACAGUAAUUAACUAGUUAUUUAAAUUUAAUGCUCUAGGGCAUUGUAUCAUUCUUAACUGACUUCGAAAUCAUGUCAUUAUUUGUCAAAUAAUAUACCAGUCGGACAUUAACGUUAACAACUUAUGUAAAAAUAAAACUAAAAAGAGCCCAAAGAAAUGAGUAAAAAUACAAGGUUUUUAUGACACUCAGUCCAACUACUAUAGUAUGUAACAAUUGUUUUAAUUUCUAUAUGGAUAGAAUAACAAAAUUUAUGUAAAUCUGACCAAUUUUUUCUCAAUUUAUUUAUUUUUUUCCGAUUUUAAGAAUUUUCGUCUAUAAGUUACAAAAUUUUACCAAAAUACUGAAAAAGAACUGAUUAGUUUAUUGAAAUAACUUUAAAAUGAGUUGAAGUAAAAUAGAAUUGGAGCUUUGUUUAUCAAUAAACAUCAAUGAAAGGUAUACAUUUGCGAUAUGCCCCGUGUUGGCUUAAUCCGUUACUGUUUAAAUUUAUUUCUUACGUUUUAACCUAACUACCUGAGGUAUUAGAUUUAAUCCAUGGUUUCGAAUUCACCUGUAGAAGGUUUCGAGUUGGCAGAUUCAGGUAGUAGAAAAGUUACGAAUUGGCCGGUGUUCUUUGUAUACCGUAGUCCCUAGAGAUAGCGGACUACCCUGCUUUAAUCCCAAAGCCGCGAUAGCGCUAUAAAAGGGAGACUAUUAUUAUUAUCAUUUUUUAUGUUGCGUUUCCUUUCCGAACCAUAAAUACCAAAAAAAUUUGCUACUUUUUGUUCAAUCGUAAAUCAAUCAAUCAGUCGUAAAUCAGAAAAUUAAUUAAUGCCGGUACAUGGACUUCAAGGAUUAAAGACAAUCACAGGUAAGAUAUCAGUCAUUGAAAGAUAGUAUAGGAGUAUAGCAUUGCAUUCUGUGGAUGAGGCAACAGAUUUGGGGAAAUAUAAGUUUCUUUUUAUUCAAUUGCGAACAAUUUAAGCAACAUUUUAGUACAAACUUUUUUCUUGUAGAAAAUUAGUAUACUUCUCCAAAUUCCUUGAUUCGCACUCUCCUUUUUUAGUUUUGACAUUGAACGACAGUUAUAUGUCGCAUGUAGCUAGAUAAGACAAAUUUGGAAGACUUAUAUUAACAAUUUUACGAACUCUUUUUACUUUAUAUCGAGAAUGUUAGACAAUAUUAUUUGUUAGUGUCUAGAAGAUUACACAGAUUACACGCAUGUAGAAGAUUAAAAGAUAGCAUUCUGCAGGUCCAUUCUGGAUACCAUAAAUUUCGCUAGUUAGUUGCCACACGCCUGCUAUAGCCUAUUCCGCGAAUAUACGCCUGUUUUGGAUUAUCGCGACAACGAAUAUUUUAGUGUGCAACAUAAGAAGUACUAAAGUAUAUUGCUCUAAUAAUUAUUCUAAUAAACAACAAUGUAAUUUGCAAUUUACUUUCGUUCUUUAUAUUUUGCACAGUAAAAUAUUCGUGGUCGCGAUAGUUCACAACAGUCGUAUAUUCGUGGAAUAGGGUAUAUUUUGUUUUUUUUUUAUAGGAACGAUUUAUAAAAACUUUUGAGAAUAAAACUAAUUUUAAUAAUAAUGAAAUUAGCUAGUAGGGUCUAAUUGUAGCUUUAUAGUUAUGUACAUAGGAUUUUUUAUUUAAAUUUAUUGUAAAAUCUUAAAUAAAAAUUAACAAAUGA